Messenger RNA from Triticum aestivum (bread wheat), 1632 nucleotides. RefSeq lists its product as uncharacterized. NCBI's taxonomy places the organism in Eukaryota, Viridiplantae, Streptophyta, Magnoliopsida, Poales, Poaceae. The transcript has 5 exons. Bases 411 to 1427 code for a protein of 338 amino acids. The record is from RefSeq and is a predicted model, not a curated record.
AAAAAUAAAAUCAGCGCUGCUUUCCUCUCCCUUCUCGUAGCCGUUCUUUUCCUGUGCUCGCCGAGCGGCGGCGCACACCACCUGUUCGACAGAACGCCGCUCCAGAACGGGAAGCUUCGUCCAUGGCGAGCGGGGUGGACCGCAUCAGCGCCCUCCCGGAGGACGUCCUCCACAGCGUGCUCCGCUUCCUGCCGGCUCAAGAGGUGUUGCGGACGUGCGUACUCGCCCGGCGCUGGCGCGCCGUCUGGAGGUCCGUGCCCACCCUCCUCUUCACCGGCCCCGAGGGAUGGGGCAGCGCCGAAAGGUUUGCCUAGUUCGUGGACAACCUGCUCCACCUCAGGUGUGGGGGCGAUGGCGGCGCAGGCGCGCCUCUGGAUUCCUGCGAAUUCAACUUCGUUGACGACGAUUUCAUGCUAUCGCCCGCGAACCAGCGGCGCGCCACCAAUUGGAUCUGGAAAGCGGUGCACCGUGUCAGGGUGCUCCGGCUUCAUGUCGUCCAUGAGCAGGAACCCUCGCCACUAUCUGAUCUGCAUCUCGUUUCCCAGCACCUCACCAAGUUACAUCUUGAUGGUGUCUCUGUCAACGACAGCAUUCUUGAUUUUUCAGGCUGUCCGGCAUUGGUCGAGCUGACUAUGGAGUAUUGCGAUGUUUUUGUUAAACACCUGCUGUCUCCAUCCUUGAAACGUCUGCGCUUUGCCAGCUGCGAUAGUUCAGAGUAUACUCGCAUUCUUAUUUCUCUACCAAGUCUCGUUUCACUCGAUUUGAUUGAAUGGCAACGAGGAAGGGCCCCAUUGCUUGGAAGCUUGCCGUGGUUAGCAAGAGCCGUUGUUGAACUUGGUGAUGAUGCUGCUGAUCGAUGCUCUAAAGGUCGAUUCGAUGAUUGUGGUGCUUAUAUCUGCCAUGGUUGUCGUUAUUAUUAUCAUCAUCAUCAUGGGGAUCCUGAAUAUGGGCCUGGUUAUGACCGCAACGACAGCAUCUUUCUCAAAGGUUUGUCGGAAGCCACGGACUUGGAGUUGUCAGCUGAAUCUGACGUGAUUGUUUUCAACAGGGAUUUGAAGUGGUGCCCUACAUUUACAAAGUUAAAGACUUUGUUACUCAAUGACUGGUGUUUGGCUGCUGACCACAAUGCACUGAUUUAUUUUCUCCAGCACUCACCAGUUUUGGAGAAGCUUACUUUUCAACUUUCUAAGGCACCUCCAAAUGUGAUGAAAACAGAAGGAAUAUACAAACCAUUGGGACAGUCAGUUGCAUCCAACUGUCUUAAACUUGUUGAAAUCAGAUGUGCAGAAAUCGAUAGCCGUGUUUACAAAAUUUUGAAGACACUGACUACCUAUGGAAUAAGCCUUGAGAAAAUUAAUAUCACUAGCAGAAUUUCUAGAUCUGGAUGUUUCAGUUUUGUUUGCACCAGUUUGAAAUUAGAGGUAUGACAUCGUGCUGGGGCCCUACGAGAAGAGGUCAACCACGUUAAGGGGUACUGCAGGACUGCAGCUCAUCAUCGUUCCCAAGCCCUCGUCGUCACCGUGGCUGCUCGUUAUCGUUCCAAAGCCCUAUCCCACUGUGGUUAUGUACUUCAGACAAGAUCAUUGUAUACUGUAUGUCUGCUAAACAAUCUUGGUUUGUUUAAACUUUGCA